AUGUCUCGCGAGACUCCUCCGUCGCUCGCAAUGCUGCUGCUCGCUAUCAUCCUCUCAGCGACUAUCGUCGCUGUCGCCAAUGCCGCCGCCGUUGCCACCCCUCCCGCGCCUGCCGCUUCCAACUACUACUCCUUUGACCCGGCCGCCAACAGCCUCACGUUCGGCACGGAAUACACCAUCUUCUGGAACGCCAUGCUCACGGGGCCGGCCAACGUUGUCGUUACCAAUGGCACCGGCGCUAGGUCUCGCAUGGGAAAGACGGCGUUUCUAGCCAACGGAACGAUCAUGGGCGCGUCGGGAAAGCCGAUUAUUCCAACUCUUAAUGCCGACGGGCCUUACGUUGCAGGGGACCUGAAAGGGUGGCCUAACGGCACCAUCGUUGGCAGCACGGGUGCAACGAUCUAUCUUGCCGCACUGCUUUCCCUCAGCCCUAAUGGCACCGUUGGUUACACUCCUCCUCCCCUUCCGCCUCCCACUAUCAAAAAUGGUGCCUCCAACUACUACGCCUUCAACCCCGCCACCAAUAGCCUGACGAUCGGCCCGACGCUGUCGACUCCUCUAGCGCACCUCUCAAAACCACCAGAAACGCCGACGGAUCCGAAACUGCUGCUGGCAUGUACACCGCCCAUGUCAAAAUAA
Closterium sp. NIES-65 is the source of this 639-nucleotide messenger RNA. Lineage: Eukaryota; Viridiplantae; Streptophyta; Zygnematophyceae; Desmidiales; Closteriaceae. The record is from the annotation of a GenBank genome assembly.